CCCCGCCGCCGAGAGUGGGGGCGGCGGGGUACGCGCGCUGCCUCGCUCUCCAGUACACACCGAAUCGCCGCUGAGGCGCCAAGUAUCGCCGCGAGUGACACGUACGGACUGAUUCCCAGCAGUGAGUGUUCCGGGGCGGCUGACACUGGGUUGCAGGAGCAGCGACAGGACGCGUGCGAGUGCGAGUGCGAGUGCGAUGCGACGCGCGUGAGGCAUGGGGUCGCGCGGCGGCGGCACGGCGCGCUCGCGGCAGGACGCGCAGCGCGCGCUCGACGAGUUCGACGAGCUGGCGGGGCUGCGGGGCGGCGGCGGGGAGGCGGGCGACGCGCGCACGGUCUACGUGCUGGAGCACCUCGCCACCUUCACCGUCACCAGGGAGACCGGCAUCGUCUACCCCGCAGACGGCAUGCGCAGGCUGCUACAGCUAGAGAAAACCAACGGAAUAUGGAGCCAAAAGAUGCAACUAUGCUUGGAGGGCCAGUGGGUGCUGGUAAUGGACUACGAGACAGGGUCGAUCAUGGAGCGGUUCCCGGCGUCGUGGGUGCACUCGCCGACCGCCUUCACGUCGCCGGAGCCCGCUGAGCUGUACAACAACGUGCUCGCGUUCGUGGUGGGCGCGGCGGCGGAGGGUGGCGCCGGGGGUGCGGGUGGCGGCGGGGCGGGGGGCGCGGCGCCUCGCCGGGAGCUGCACAUCUUCCAGUGCCACGACGUGAGCGCGCAGGCGCUGGUGGAGGAGCUCAACGCACUCAAGGGGGUGAGCGGCGGCGGCGCGGGGGAGGGGGCGCGCGACUUCGUCAUCGAGCGCGAGCGGGAGCGCGAGCGGGAGAAUGACGCCGAGCGCCCGCGCAGACAGCAAAUGUCGGCGCAGCUGGGGCGCAGCGAGCGCGGCGGGUCGGGCGGCGAGCGCGACGACGCGUCGUCCACGGGCUCGGAGCGGCUGUACGAGCAGGACAUCGCCAUCCUCAACCGCUGCUUCGACGACAUCGAGAAGUUCAUCGCGCGGCUGCAGCACGCGGCGGCGGCGCAGCGCGAGCUGGAGCGGCGGCGGCGCUCGCGCGGGCGGCGCGCGGGCGGCGCGGGCGCGGGCGAGGGCAUGCUGGCGCUGCGCACGCGCCCGCCGCCCGAGCGCGACUUCGUCGACGUGCUGCAGAAGUUCAAGCUGUCGUUCAACCUGCUGGCGCGGCUGCGCGCGCACAUCCACGACCCCAACGCGCCGGAGCUGGUGCACUUCCUGUUCACGCCGCUGGCGCUGAUCGUGGACGCGGCGCAGGACGCGGCGGACGGGCGGCUGCCGGCGCGCGUGGUGCAGCCGCUGCUGACGCGCGACGCGCUCAACCUGCUCGCCAACUGCGUCACCAGCAAGGAGACCGAGCUGUGGCACUCGCUGGGCGACGCCUGGCUCAUCCCCAGGGAGCAGUGGAAGACGGCCAUCCCGCCCUACCAGCCCGUGUUCAUGGACGGCUGGAGCCCUGACUACCAGGUGGACGACCAGCCGCUGCGCAGGUCGUCGCCGCGGCGCAGCUCGGGCGAGCGCGGCGGGGAGGCGGGCGCGCGGGGGGCGGACGCCUACGAGCGCUACGAGCGCGACGAGCCCGACCUCUACGCCGACCAGUACGCGCCCUACGCCAGCAGGAACAUGCGCGCGCAGGGUCGCGAGGACUCGGGCAGCGCGGCGUCGUCGCCGGACCGCGAGCCGUACCGCGCCGACCGGGACGAGGACGACCUGGGCGAGGCGUGGGCGCGCGGUGUGAUGGCGCGCGGCGGGCGCGUGGUGCGCGUCACCUACCCGCGCACCGCCAACAACGACAAGGAGCUCACCGUCGUGCGCGGAGAGUACCUCGAGGUGCUGGACGACUCGCGCAAGUGGUGGAAGGCGCGCAACCGGCGCGGCGUGACGGCGCACGUGCCGCACACCAUCGUGGCGCCCGCCGCGUCGCCGCCCGCCUCGCCGCACCUCUACCCCAACCCCAUCUACACGCACUACCAGGAAGGCGCCGGUGGAAGAGGCUCCGGCGGCAGCAGCCCCACGGGCCCCGCGGAGCGGUCGGCGCCCCCGCCCCCGCCGCCGCCGCCGCCGCCCCCCGCGCCCCCCGCCGACCCGCCGCGCACCUCCACCGACACCAUCAAGUCUACUCGGUCGAUGGUGAGCUCGGGCGGCGGAGACCUGCAGGAGGAGCUGAAGAUGGUGCUGCCCGCCAUCCAGCAGCGCAAGAACAAGCUCGACAUCAAGAAGACGCCCGACAUCUUCAUCGACCAGAAGUCGAACCCGGACGAGGUGGCGGAGUGGCUGGAGGCGAAGGGGUUCAGCGCGAGCACGCGGCGCGCGCUGCGCAUGCCCGGCCACCAGCUGUUCGCGCUGACGCGGCCGCAGCUGGAGCAGGCGCUCGGCGCCGACGAGGGCAAGCGCCUCUACAGCCAGAUCCUCGUGCAGCGGAACGUCUCGGGGUACAAGACGACGUCGGCGUCGGAGCUGCAGAGCAUCCUGCGCAAGGCGCGCGAGAAGGUGGAGGUGUCGUGAGCACGCACACUCGCGCGCUGCAGUGUGCGCACGCGCCGCACGCACACACCGACAGCGACGACGUCUCCACCUGCUGACAUAGUGCAGGGAAUGUGCAAUAUAACCACCACGAGGUUGUACAUUUCGAUAGACUAUUUAUUAUAAGGGGUGAAUGUUUUCAUACUAUUACAGUUAAGUGAAACUACGGUAAAUUAUUUAUAGAUGUAUAAGUUUUAUAAUAUUUCUAAAUUAAAUUAUAUUAAAAUAUUUAUUUAAUUAAAUAAUAUUUUUUUUGUUAA
Messenger RNA from Helicoverpa zea (corn earworm), 2796 nucleotides. RefSeq names its product epidermal growth factor receptor kinase substrate 8-like. Gene Ontology annotation, biological process: Rho protein signal transduction; regulation of Rho protein signal transduction. The coding region runs from base 215 to 2518 and encodes 767 amino acids. NCBI's taxonomy places the organism in Eukaryota, Metazoa, Arthropoda, Insecta, Lepidoptera, Noctuidae. Gene Ontology annotation, cellular component: plasma membrane. The transcript is spliced from 16 exons. Gene Ontology annotation, molecular function: actin binding. The record is from RefSeq and is a predicted model, not a curated record.